GGUAAUAAGCUGCACUUUCUCUGCGCGAGGAGAGAAGCAUCUCUCGUUCUCUCUCUCUCUCUCUCUACAGUCCCGGUGGUACCGUGUAAAGGCACACUCUAACUAACGGCAAUAGGCUACUGCUACAGCCCGAGGAUCUGCCCGAGUACAAAGGGAGUUGACUUACUUUGCAUUGACAGCAGAACUGAGUUCCGUUCCUACGUAGACUAAGGAGCCUAUGAGAUUCUUCUCAGGUUUCAGACUGCAAGCGCACCUGGAUAAACCCGAGAGCUUCUCCAGUCGAAAACAGAAGACAACGUGAGGCCAGCGUAGUUUGCUGCUGAAGGAAGCGUUAAGAAUAUGAUUCUCCAACGGCACUUGGUGUUCCUCCUGUAUAGCUUCUGUGGAAUCGCCUCGAAAGUGGGUGCAACCACUAAAACCAAAGUCAAAGGGUUGUCGGGCCAGUUCCCCCUGACCCAGAAUGUGACGGUGACAGAGGGGGGUACGGCCAACAUGACCUGCAGAGUUGAGUACAAUGACCAGACCUCCCUCCAGUGGUCAAACCCGGCACAGCAGACACUCUUCUUCGGGGACAAGAAAGCCUUGAGGGACAACCGGAUCGAGCUGGUUCGGGCAACGUGGGCGGAGCUUACCAUCAGCAUCAGUGACAUCAGCCUAUCAGACGAGGGCCAGUACACAUGCUCCCUGUUCACCAUGCCUGUCAAGACCACCAAGGCCUUCCUCACUGUACUGGGAGUCCCAGAGCGACCAGAGAUCACAGGGUUCACUAAGCCAGCCAUGGAGGGAGAUGAGAUCACUCUGAUCUGCACCACAUCUGGCAGCAAGCCUGCGGCACACAUCCGCUGGUUCAGAAACGACAAGGAAGUAACAGGCACUAAGGAGGUCAACGCCACAGGGAAGUCGUUCACAGUGAAGAGCACUCUGCAGCUGCAGGUGGAUCAGAGUGAUGACGGGGUGGCCUAUACCUGCAGUGUGGAGCACGUGUCUCUUUCUUCCAACCCUUACCAGGUCACAGAGGUCCUGGAGGUCCAUUACGCCCCCCAUGUGGAGAUUUCCCACUCCGUGAUCAUCCCUCAGGAAGGACAGUACUUUAAACUGGAGUGUGUCUCCAAAGGGAACCCACUACCAGAGCCAGUGUUGUGGUCUAAAGAUGGAGGGGAGCUGCCUGAUAUAGAGAGGAUGAUUGUAGAGGGCAGGGAACUCACCAUCACCGCCCUCAACAAGACAGACAACGGCACGUAUCGCUGUGAGGCCAGUAACUACCUGGGGACUAGUGGAGCUGAAUAUGUCCUGUUUGUAUACGCCAAAGACUUACCAGAGCCCACCACAGAUCCCAAUGCACCAGGACAGCAGGACCCUGACCAUGCAUUAAUUGGAGGUGUUGUGGCUGUGGUUGUGUUCAUCACCUUGUGUUUGAUCAUAGCUCUAGGGCGGUAUCUGGCUAGGCAUAAAGGGACGUACCUAACACACGAGGCUAAAGGAUCCGAGGAUGCCCCUGACGCAGACACAGCCAUCAUCAACGCAGAGGGGAACCACGCAGCAGAGGAGAAGAAAGAGUACUUCAUUUAGACCUGUUCUUUCCUUCCGUCUCUUUUCCUUUAUGUUUCCACCUCUGUUCUUUCUGUUUGAUUUGUUUCUUUCACCAGAGGCAGGGGCGGACUAGGACCAGAUAUCGGCCCGGGCAUUUCAAACGCAUCAGCCCAUUUGUUUCCUUGAGGCACCCACUAUUAAGCAAAUUUUUUUUUUUUUUAUUCUGGCCCACUGGCAUUUGCCAGAAUUGCCCUAUGUCCGGUCCAUCUCUGCCAGUCGACCAACACAGUCUGCAGUUGGCUCAGUGCUGCUGGGGCAGGAACCAGUUCUUUGUCCCCUCCACUCCUCUCCCGAAAGAGAAAGCUCAAGUUUGGUUUUACUGGUCGGUUUUUAACAAGCAAAUCGAUAAAAAUGCUGCCUUGUUUUUACUGCAAAUGUACUCAGUGUUUUAAAAAGAGCCGAUCCUGUUUCAUUCAGGUUUUAGCACCCAAAUCUUUGUUUGUUGUCAUGUUUUAUUUGACAUUUCCUAAAUAUACAGACCGUUUUCAAUCUGCUUCUGACAUGUUUGUUUCAACUCUUAGUUGUUGUUUUUUUGGGGGGGGGGGGGGUGCGGGGAUUUUGUGUCCCCUACUCCCCUCACCAUCCCUGUUAUAUACCUUUUGCAGAUAUUUCCAUCAGGAAGCGGAAAGAAAUGUGCUUCAUCUGACUCCGGAAAACAUUGGCUAUGCCGAUAAUUAUGCUUUUCAGAGAAGAAUAUGUGAACUGUAUCAAUGUGAACGACAUGUGAUGGGGCUUUAUUGCAACUGUAAAAAUGGUAUUGGGUAUGAGAGGCACACAAUUAGGCUCUCAUGUUGUGGAAAACGAUGGAAGUACAAUAAACUGAAUAGUUCUGACACACAAAAAAAAAAAAAUGAAAAAUUGAAAAAAAGUUUAAUAAAAAAUUAAAAAAUGAAGCACAAUCCGUAUGAUUGUUUAUGUUUGAAUGUGGAUAUUAUAUGAUAUCCUCUUUUAGCUUUAUUUGUAUAUUAGUAUAGGCCAUAGUCUCAUCUCAUAUAGAAAGAAACCACAGAGAGAAACAAAAGUAUAAUUAAAGCACAAAGUCUCAGACAAACAGAGAAAUACUUCUGCACCAAGCAAUUCAUUAUCUCAGGAUUCAAUACGAGUCUAAAUUCACUGAUGUUUUCAGACCAAUGAUUGGAGAUUCGGGGUACCAGGAUUCAAUAUGGCUGCGGGUUGUCAAGGGCCGUUCGACCCGAAAAUCUUAUUCACAGUAAACACUGCAGAUGUCGGGCUCAAUGGGGAAUCAAGGCAGAGCUACAGCGUUGUUUGUCAGACCAGGAGACAUUCCCCCAAAAAAUGGGUUUCUUCUCGCAAAAAAAAAACGUCUUUAGCGUCCGAACGGUUGGGCCUGCUAACUCCGUUCUGCUCGUCUGAAAAGGUAACCCAUACAACUGAAUGCUAGUAUGGAGGUAGUUAUGUGCCAACAAAUAUAAGGAGAUAAAUA
Oncorhynchus kisutch (coho salmon) is the source of this 3034-nucleotide messenger RNA. RefSeq names its product cell adhesion molecule 2b (gene cadm2b). The record is from RefSeq and is a predicted model, not a curated record. The transcript is spliced from 11 exons. Bases 340 to 1569 code for a protein of 409 amino acids. NCBI's taxonomy places the organism in Eukaryota, Metazoa, Chordata, Actinopteri, Salmoniformes, Salmonidae. Gene Ontology annotation, biological process: homophilic cell-cell adhesion.